Molecule: messenger RNA, 1978 nt
Organism: Manacus vitellinus (golden-collared manakin)
Lineage: Eukaryota; Metazoa; Chordata; Aves; Passeriformes; Pipridae
Gene: E4F1
Product: E4F transcription factor 1
Exons: 11
Coding region: 1-1971 (656 amino acids)
Cellular component (GO): nucleus
Source: RefSeq, a predicted model, not a curated record
AUGCAAAUUAGAUAUAAAGCUCCAUUCCAGGAAUUUAAAGUGCCUUUUUCCCUUCUUUCUGCACGAAAUGCUGGAACAGUGGCUUGUUUGUUGGGUAAAGCUCUAUCCUGUAAAGAACCCAAGUGUCUCCCCACCCUUUUCCCAGGCAGUGGGCACAUCAAAGAAGUCAUUGUAGCAGGAGACCAUGUCUUUGAGAACGCAGACGGGCCCGUGGACGGGGAGGUGGGUGAGGAGCAGGGCAGCCCCGAGGAGCAGGAGCAGGACGCUCCCAGCGAGCUGGUCAAGGUGAAGCUGCAGGUGAACAAGGAGGGGCGAUACGUGUGUGGGCUGUGCCAGAAGACCUUCAAAACUGCCAGCAUCCUCAAAGCUCACAUGAUCACUCACAGCAGCAGGAAGGACUAUGAGUGUAAACUCUGUGGAACUUCCUUUAGGACAAAGGGGUCUCUGAUCCGACACCACCGGCGGCACACUGAUGAAAGACCUUACAAAUGCAAGAAAUGUGGGAAAAGCUUCCGAGAAUCAGGAGCUUUGACUCGGCACCUUAAAUCUCUGACACCUUGCACCGAAAAGAUUCGCUUCAACAUGACCAAAGAAAUAGUUCUCAGCAAAGAGGAUUUGCCAUCAGGCUCGUGCAGCUCCAACACAGACACGGUCUCAUCGAUAGCCAGCGAGUCCAUCGAGGCCUCCCCUGUCAUCCACCUCGUGACAGAUGCAAAGGGAAACGUUCUCCAUGAAGUCCAUGUCCAGAUGCAGGAACUUCCUGUGGUGGAUGGAAAACCCCUGGACCCGGACUCGCAUCCUGAGGAGCUGCCCUGUGAGGGGGAAGUGAACAGUGAGAAUCUGCUGAGGCAGGCCAUGAGGAAUUCGGGAAUUGUGAUUGAGAGAGUUGCUGUGGAGGAGGUGCAGAAGCCGGAUGAACCUGCUGGAGCUGCUCCAGAACUAGAAGUGGUGGAAGUAGAAGAGGAGCCGUGUGGAGAACAGUGUGUUAAAUUAGAAGAAGCAGAGUCUGCGCCUGCAGAAAGAACCAACGGGUACAAACGGUACAUUUGCCCUCACUGUAACGAAGCCUUCAGUGAAACUGCUGCCCUGGAGACACACAUCAAAAGUCACACAGGUAAAGCUGUGCUGGUGCAGUUGUCUGACACGUGCCAUGUUUGCCGUGCCCCUCAGGAGCCCUGCCCUUGUUCCCUGUGUGUGCAGAACGCGCAGCAGGUGCAUUUCCGCACGCACCUGGAGGACAAGCCGUACGUGUGCCAGUUCUGCAGCCGGGGGUUCCGGGAGAAGGGCUCCCUGGUGCGCCACAUCCGCCACCACACCGGAGAGAAGCCCUUCAAGUGCUACAAGUGCGGGCGCGGCUUCGCCGAGCACGGGACGCUCAACAGGCACCUCCGCACCAAAGGUGGUUGCCUCGUUGCUAUGAAAGAGGUGGAAGAAGUGAUGGUGUCUGAGGAGAGUCAGUCAGCCGACAACUUGGCGGCCACGGUGCUCUCGGAGGAUCCCCACACUGUGCUGGUGGAGUUCUCCUCGGUGGUGGCCGACACUCAGGAGUACAUCAUCGAGACUUCUACUGAAGACAUGGAGACCAGUGAAGCUACUGAAAUAAUAGAGGGAACAAGACAUGAGGUGGACAGCCACAUCAUGAAGGUGGUGCAGCAGAUCGUGAACCAGGCGAGCUCGGGCCACCAGAUCAUCGUGCAGAACGUCACCGUGGCCGAGGGCGCGGGCGCCGCCGCGGACGCCGCCGACACCAUCACCAUCGCCACCCCCGAGAGCCUGACGGAGCAGGUGGCCAUGACCCUGGCCUCGGCCAUCGGGGACGGGGCCGUGCUCGCCGCCGACGGCGCCGUCGCCGCCCAGGAGGCCACGGUGACCAUGGUGGCGUCCGAGGACAUCGAGAUCAUGGAGCACGCGGGCGAGUUCGUCAUCGCCGCGCAGGAGGGGGAGCUGGAGGUGCAGACUGUCAUCGUGUAGGGCACGG